This is a messenger RNA of Micropterus salmoides (largemouth bass), 3282 nucleotides long. It is a transcript of the gene igfbp5a, whose product is annotated as insulin-like growth factor binding protein 5a. The coding region runs from base 476 to 1276 and encodes 266 amino acids. Gene Ontology annotation, molecular function: insulin-like growth factor I binding; fibronectin binding; insulin-like growth factor II binding. Gene Ontology annotation, biological process: regulation of insulin-like growth factor receptor signaling pathway. Gene Ontology annotation, cellular component: extracellular region. Lineage: Eukaryota; Metazoa; Chordata; Actinopteri; Centrarchiformes; Centrarchidae. The record is from RefSeq and is a predicted model, not a curated record. The transcript has 4 exons.
CAAGUGCGCCUCCCCUCCAAACGUUUUUUGACAUACCCAUCGUUAUAUGCUUCGCCUCUGGUAGUUUCUUUUUUAAAAGGCAAGCUCAAAGCCACAGAUUACAUUUUGCUCACAACCCGUGCGGGUAAAAUAACCUACAGAGGGAGCGACAGCGAGAAUCAGGCUCUCAUUUGGAGAGAGUUUGCGCGUAAACGGCACCGGGCAUCACUGGUGUCUGGAUAUUUUCUUUUCUUUUUAAGUUAUCGGUGACUGCAAGGUUGAAGGGACAGCGCAGGGGGGGAGCAGAGUGACUGUUUUAUGUGGAUUGCGAGCAUCGGAUGCGCAAAACAUUUGGGACUUGAAGGCACCUGUGGAUGCAACAUCCCCCUGAUCUUUGGACUCACACCGUUUACAAAGUAAGGAUUCGCCUCAAGAUAUAAUUGAUAAUCGUUGCGGUUUCGGUCAAACACCCUGCAGUUAAGACGAGAAUCGGACCAUGCUACUGAGUGUCUCCUUGCUGGUGGUUCCCCUGCUGACCAUAACCGGCUGCGGCUCGUCGUACGUGCCGUGCCAGACGUGCGAUCAGAAGGCCAUGUCCAUGUGUCCGCCGGUGCCGGUGGGCUGUCAUCUGGUGAAGGAGCCCGGCUGCGGCUGCUGCCUGACGUGCGCGCUCGAAGAGGGACAGCCGUGCGGCGUGUACACCAGGCCGUGCACGCGCGGGCUCCGCUGCUUGCCCAAGAAUGGCGAGGAGAAGCCGCUGCACGCGCUUCUGCACGGACGGGGGGUGUGCAUGAACGAGAAGUUGUAUAAAAUGUUGCAUUCGUCAAAAGAUGGAGAAUCUCACGAUGAUGCCAUGCCACCCGCCCCUGAGUUGAUGCCACCCCAAACCAAGGUGCCCUUAUAUAGAGGCCACAUCGACAAAAAGAAGGCCCAGGCCAUGGAGCAGGCCAAUGUACGCAAGAACUAUCUGGCCAGGCCGGGACUCAUCAGGAAUACAGACUUCUCAGCAUCCAGCUUGGAUAAACUGGAGCCUGAGUUUGGGCCCUGCAGGAGAAGACUGGAUAGUCUAAUUCAAAGCAUGAAGGACACUUCCAGGGUCUUGGCUCUCACUCUGCACAUUCCCAACUGUGACAAGAAGGGCUUCUUCAAGCGCAAACAGUGUAAGCCGUCUCGUGGUCGGAGGAGGGGGAUCUGCUGGUGCGUUGACCGUUUUGGCCUGAAAAUGCACGGCAUCAACUAUGCUGGAGGAGACCUGCAGUGCAAAGGCCUCGACAGCAGCAGCAACAGCAACGAAUGACAGAGUGAACUGGUCGUACUAAGUUGAGCUCCAAACCUGCCACAUAAUGACUUCCAAUCCAAAAAAUAUGGCACAAAUGCUUAUAUAUAUAGUCAGGUGUGAUGGACUGCGCUGUUUUCAUUUUUAAGGGGAGCUGAACUAAAAAGCUUAAUUGGGUGAAAAUCUGCGCAUGUAAGUCUUUACUCUGGCUCCCCACUGACUGUGUACUAUGUUUGAGGGUAGCUAACACCUCACCUCUUUAUAUCCAUAGAUAAUAGAGGAUUAUAUAUAUUUGUAUGAUACUGAUAAUAUGUUGUGUACUUAUGAGUCUAUUACUAAAUUUACUCUUAAGAACUUCUGAGACAAGACAUAUAUUAAAUGUGGCUAAAAAUCUCUAUUUUAAUUUGGUCAUGGUGACAAUCAACAUGAAAGACUGACAAUCACGAGACAUCACUGAAGAGUAAGUCAGUUCUUGUCUAAAUUAGCGAUCUUUUACUCAUUUUUAAUUGCGUGAAUGACAUCCUGAUGUAAGAGGCAUUUUUUUAUAUAUCCAUUAACGACGUCUGCCUUUUAAUUCUGCUUCCAACCUACUGUCACGGAACACUAUCCCACUUGUAGGCUAUUUUGCCAAGCAGGAAAAGGGGAGAAGGGUUCUGCAGGAUUCCUGUAGGAGGCUGGAUAUAUUAUAUUGUCAUCACAUGGGUCACUCGUGAGUGGGCAGGAGACAGGCACAAUCAACUUACAGCCAUGUCAGCGUAAUAGCUAUCGUAUGUUUGCUCAGCAUCAAUUCAAAAAAUCAUUGGUCUUUUAUAACUAAUUGGAGCCAAAGACCUGCACACUUUAAGGAAUAGUUUGACAUUUUAGGAAAUAAACAUAUCCCCCUCUCUUGCAGAGAGUUAGAUGAGAAGAUUGAGAAGAUGAGAGUCUCUGUUAGUUGCCUUGUUACCGCUCAGAGCCAAGAAAUAGAAACCGGUGCUCAAAAUCCAUAACAACUAAUUUUAAAUUUGGGGAAUAUUUUAUGCAGUCAACCCCUCAUAAAGUGAUAUUCUGGCUUUACCACCUCAGACAGACCCAUGGUGCUUUCAUCAAGAAGCAAUUAGGAUUAUACUAUAAAAGGUUAAAUAUUUGACUUCUCCUUUUGAAAGGCCUUUAUCAAGUCCAGACAAUUGUGUCCACUGUUUGUAAAUGUAUGUACAGUGUGCGCAUGCUCCUGAGUGUGUCUCUGUGUGUGUGUGUGUGUGUGUGUGUGUGUGUGUGUGUGUGUGUGUGUGUACUAUGCUGUAUGUGCCAUGCCCUUAUAGCUCACAUAGAGGCCAGCCUACCCAAGCUACUGUCCGACAAAUGUGGUGCGGCGCAUUUUCCUUCACACGCAAAUUGUAUGCAAAGUGCGCGCUUGUUUAUGUUUCCACGCUUUCCUGUUGGUCGAUGGUGACUUGCUCUCAUGGUUCAUCAGGUCCUAUAUCCUGCAAAGAGCAAGGUUGCUGAGUUUAUGUAAAUGCAAGUGCCUUCUGCCCGACACCACUUUGAAUUUUGAUUUGAAUGCGACUCAUAGUGUCGUUGAAUGAGGGACAGUCCAGCACAAAAGAGGAAAAAAGUUUUGGUGUGGAUGUGGUCUGAAAGAUUUCCCAGUCAAGCACUGCCGAACGUACAAUGACAGAGAACAACAUAUUUGUUCUAAAGUUUAAACGUUGUUUAGAUUAUUUUUGUUGUUGUUGUUGUAAUCUUAAUGUUCAAUUAAUGACUCUUAUAAUCUCAGACAUUCCUAAUGCCUAAUCACUAUCUUGUGAUAUUGGGAGAGCAUUGGCAGGAGCUCAUCAGCCAAUUCUUCCCAGUGAAACACCUCUCUCUCUCAUGAUUCUAGCACACAUGUAAACACAACACAGUGACACUUUUCAGAAUCUCAGUUAAAAAAAAGAUUAAUGUGAACAUUACAGUGAAAUAUUUAUCAGGUGUGUAAUUGAUGUACUCGUGUUUUUUUUUUGUAAUGACAAAUCACUAUUUAAAUAAAAAUUCAUGUACUCACAAAA